AAAUUCAAAUUUUUAACAAAAGCAAAAGGUUUAACAAAAUUGUUUGAGGAAAAUGCCUCCUAAAGCAAGAAAGGGUAAAAAACAGAAAUCUCCUAAAGGACCACCGGAAAGAGUAUACGAAUUUAUUACACUCGAUGAAAUGAAGGCACGGGAGCAAAAAUAUUCCAAUCGUUUAAAUGAUUUAAGGGUCUGUCUCAAUUUUAUUGACGAUGCCCUCAUACAGGUGGAAAAAUUAGAUGAACUGCAGCUAAUUGCCGAUAAAUGGCAUAACUUCCUGACCUGCAAUCCCUUGCCCAAACCCUAUUUACCACCCGAUUUGCGGUUAUUUUUUACCAAAUUAAAAUUUUUCGAAUCCCGAAAUAUCGAAGCGAACAUCGAUUGGCCAUUGGCCGUCAACGAACGUAGCAUUUUGGCACAAAAUAUAUUUCGUAAAAAUCUAACACGCUCGCAUUUGCAACAUCGCAUAAAACCGGAAUUUGGUCUACAAUAUAAUGGUCAUGUCAAUGAUUGUCUGAGCGUUAUACGUCGUAUUGAAUAUUUUUUGGCCAAUGAUGUUGAGGUGGUUAAAUGUCCUCUGCCGAAUUUGGAAGAUAUUAAGGAAUUGAAAAUUGUUGUCCAAGACGAGAUUUUGGAAUUUUUCAAUCGUUAUACAUAUCGGGUGCUGUGCGGCGAGGAGGCGUACAUGAUUCCUGUUGAUCCCAUAACUAUGGAAUAUUGCUUCUCUGGUGAUAAUUUUCAAAUGCAUAUUUGGUCCUUGAAGAAUGUUCCUGUAAGGAUUUCACAUUUGGAUGAACCUCGUCUGGUGGCCAAUUUCCAUCAAAUCCAACUUCAACUCCACAUCCCAUCCACUAUGUUGUCGGAAAAUCUUACCAUUCGUGCCAUUCGCAUGAAUUUCGAUCAUUUGAGUGAAAAGGCCAAAAGUUUUACUCAGCUAAUUACAGUGCCAGUGGACAACUUAAAUGCUGGAAUUCAAGAUCUGCAUGAAUGCCUAAUCAAUGAAUGGCUGAUGCAAUUGGAUUUACAAAAUCGCGUACGAGAAGAUUUAAUACAAAAGCGACUAGACUAUGAGGAACAAUUACGGCAAUAUGAAGAAGAACAAGCGAAAAAGAAGGGCAAGAAAGCAGCCAGCGAUGAAGGCGAUGGUAAGAAGUCAAAGAAAACGAAAAUUGUUAAACCCACCAAAGAACCGCCCAUAAUUGAGGCCGACGUAGUUCCGGAUACCUAUGCGGAUUUUCUUGAAGAAGAACAAAAACAAUAUGAAUCAUUUAUAAAUACCAUCUAUAAUCCGGAAACAUUGGAUUUGGAUAGCGAUGAGAUAAAUUUGAAAAAGUUUUUCAUAUUGGGCGGAGUCUAUCAGCUGUACUAUGUCAGCAAACCAAAUCAUGUGGAUUUGGAUUUUGAGCGUUUCAAUAUGACCUGGCAUUAUAAUGAGGGGAAAUUGAAAAUUGAUGAAGAUAUGUUCAUACCUCCAACAUCCAGAUUUAUGGCUAGGCGCACAACUCGCCUAAUGAGCCAUUUGAGUCUGAGUCGCAUGUCUAGGUUGGAUAAGAAUUUGAAUGUUUCCAAAUCUUCCACGGAUCCCGAGUGCCCUUGGUUUGUUUUGACUUUCAAAUUGCCGGAAUAUCUAUGCCACUGGGGUGAGCCAUUGGCAUGUCAUUAUGAAAUAAUUGAAAAGAUUUUGGAAGAGAAGGAAGAAGUAGUGCCAGCUCCCAUGGUCAGUUCCAUGAAAAAGUCCAAGGGUCCGAGAAAAUUGCCUUCCAAAGUAUCCUUAACUGGGAUCCAAACUCAUCCUGUGGCAGAAUCUUUUCCCCUAAAUCGUUCCUACGCCAGCGAGGCCGGAAAUUCCAUGUUGAAACUACGACGUCUCGGUGCCUCUCACCGUUUCUCCCAGGGUAAUUUCUUUCAAUCUUCCCUGUCGCUGCGUAUCAGCCAAGCCGAUAUUCCACGCAGGGCUCGCAGCUCUGAUGGCACCUUGAAUGUGGAGGAUUUCUUUAUAAAUUGUCUUCUAAAUAAGGCACAAGUUCGCCAUUUGCAAAGGCAUUGUGUGCCUCGAAUUAUUUCAUCUUUUAAGUUUCCCAAAGAAUUGAGGGAGGAAGAAUUGGAGGCAUUUCGCAAAAAGCCCAAAAGCAAAGGUGGAACUCUGCUAAGGAAGCAGCAGGAGGCCCUGGAGAAAAGCAAUGCCAAAAAGCAAGCAAUGAAAACAGAAUUUUCCUACAGCGUUAUGCAAAACAACCCCGAACGUCUUUAUCCCACUUAUCCAAGGGAGGAAUUGCUGCGGAUUGUCAAAUAUCUGCCAGAUGACAGCGAUGAGCAAAGUCACGAACCCAAAACCUUUCUCGAACUACUUCGCCUACUCAAUUCCAUAAAAUCCAAAUAUAAAAACCGACCGCGACUUAUUUUAGAUUUGAAAACCAUAAAAUCCAAAACGAAAUGGCAAAAUAAACGUUUGAAAUAUUUUUUCAAAAAAUAUGAUCGCCCAACACUACAACGGUCCAUAAGUAUGGAAAAGAAUAUUGGAAAAGCAACGAAACGUAUAGCUGCCAAACAUAAGGAGGAAAAUUUAAAGUCUUCCCUCGCAAGUGAAAGUAAACGAGAUUUGCGGCGUGAAACAAGUAAAGUACAAAUUGUUGAGCCAUCUCCAGGUCAGGAGCCACCAGAUGUCUCCGUAUUGGAUAUAAGUUCAGAGUCUCAGGUUAAAGUGGAAAAAUUUGCAAGGAAAGAACCAAAGAAGUUACGUUACUCCCAUUGGACCACAAGACAUAUUCUUCACUCGGAAUAUGAUCAAGAGAAGCAAACAAUGACCAUACAAACGGAUCGAUUGGGCUAUAUCGGGUUCGCCUUUAAGCGUUAUGAGCAUUUUCCUUUCAAAUAUUGGAGUUUGGAACCUAGCCAAGAAGAUCCCGAUAAUGAGGUGAUUUUCACCCUCGAAACACAAUAUGUUCGCUGUGUGCUGUACUGUACCCCAAAUGGCAUAAGGGGUCAUGUUACCGAACCCACAAAGAAAUUCGUACGAAAUCCCAAAAUGUAUUUAAUUAUUGAGAAGCCGAUGAAAGACUAUAAGGAGUUCAAGAAAAUAUUUAAAGAAAAUUAUUUGAAUAUUUUCGCUGAACAUGAUGCAUGCUAUUACAUUGAAAAUGGAUAUUUUUCUGAAAAACAUUUAGCCACCGAAAUGCAUAGCUAUUGUUGCAUGGCCAUCCAUAGCACCCAAAUGAAAUUCCAGUUUUCUCAAUGGAAUCGUUUGGCCAAGAGACGUGACAUAAUUUUGAAGUUUGAACAGUACAAAGAUCUGCCCGAAAAUAUGGUGGAGGUGCGCAUUACCCCUGAGGAGGCAUUUUUCGUUGAAAUUACGGAAUUGUGUUCAGAUGAUUUGGAUGUCAUUAAGUUGCAGUAUAGCAAUACGUGGCGAAAUAUUGGUACCUAUACCGACCUACAUCAUCUGAUCAAUUCCAUGUAUCCAGCUGCCACAGAUUUGAGGUGCAAAAAUCCUAAAUUGAUUUCGUGCAUUCGAGAUUUGCUAAAUGAAAUACGGCCUUUGAGUUUUUCGUGAUAUUAAAUAAUUUAAUUUUUUGAUUUCUUUUUUUUAAUUUUGAAGUUUUAAUAAAGUUGUUUAGAUAUUUCAAUAUUCCA
Molecule: messenger RNA, 3627 nt
Organism: Musca domestica (house fly)
Lineage: Eukaryota; Metazoa; Arthropoda; Insecta; Diptera; Muscidae
Exons: 9
Coding region: 53-3547 (1164 amino acids)
Molecular function (GO): beta-tubulin binding; microtubule binding
Source: RefSeq, a predicted model, not a curated record